Molecule: messenger RNA, 6503 nt
Organism: Pogona vitticeps (central bearded dragon)
Lineage: Eukaryota; Metazoa; Chordata; Lepidosauria; Squamata; Agamidae
Source: RefSeq, a predicted model, not a curated record
AUGGAUGACUUGAUGUUGCUGGGUGCUAAUAACUUCCGCCCCUUCACACGCGAAUCUUUGGCUGCCAUUGAGAAGCGCAUUGCGGCCAAGAAAGAAUGCAAAGACCCACCCCCUGUGGAGAAGCUCCGCCCUCAGCUGGACCUGCAACAAUUCCAGAAGUUGCCUGCCCUUUACGGGAACCUUCCCCCUGAACUCAUCGGCGAGCCCCUGGAGGAUUUCGACCCCUACUAUAAUGAUCAGAAGACCUUUAUGGUGUUGAAUAAAGGGAAAGCUAUCUUCCGAUUUACAGCCACUCGUGCAUUGUGGAUCCUUAGUCCCUUUCAUCCAAUCAGACGAACUGCAAUUAAAAUUUUGAUACAUUCAUUGUUCACCAUGUUUAUCAUGGUUACUAUCUUCACUAACUGUGUCUUUAUGGCUCUUUCCGAAUCAUCGCAAGAUUCGUCAACCAAUUCCUCGUCCAAAUAUGUUGAGAACACGUUUACUGGCAUUUAUACUUUUGAAUGUCUUAUCAAAAUACUGGCAAGAGGCUUCUGCUUGAAUAAAUUCACUUUCCUUCGAGACCCAUGGAAUUGGUUGGAUUUCAGUGUCAUCGUGAUGGCAUAUGUGGGAGCAUCUAUUGACCUGGGCAACGUUUCGGUUCUUCGGAUGUUCCGCGUAUUGAGAGCUUUAAAAACCAUUUCCAUCAUCCCAGGUCUAAAGAUAAUUGUCGGCGCUCUUAUCCAAUCAGUUAAGAAACUUGCAGACGUUAUGAUCCUGACCGUUUUCUGCCUGAGUGUCUUUGCUCUCGUUGGCCUUCAACUCUUUAAAGGACAUCUGAGGCACAAAUGUGUCAGGAACUACACAGAAUAUUUUAUCAGCGAGAUGAAACGAUUAAAGUAUCCCAAUGAAACAUCUUUUCUGUAUGAAGUCAACCUGACUUCAUAUAUGGACUUCAUCAGGGAUAAAGAUAAUUACAAAUUUAAGAAUGGCACUAAAGAUUAUUUAUUGUGUUCCAAUAGCUCAGAUGGUGGCUCCUGUCCGCCGGAGUACGUAUGCCUGAAGGUUGGAGAGAACCCUGACUAUAACUUCACAAGCUUUGAUACUUUCGGAUGGGCCUUUCUCUCCCUGUUUCGCCUUAUGACACAGGAUUAUUGGGAACGCCUCUAUCAACAGACCCUCAGAGCUUCUGGGAAGAUCUAUAUGCUGUUUUUCAUGCUGGUCAUAUUUCUCGGAUCAUUUUAUCUCGUCAACUUGAUCUUAGCCGUGGUCACGAUGGCAUAUGAAGAACAGAGCAAAGCCACUAUCGCUGAAACAGAGGCAAAAGAAAGGAAAUUUCGUGAAGCUAUGGAAAUGUUAAAGAAAGAACAGGAGGAAUUAGCUGCCAAAGACUGUGACAGCAUGUCUUACAGUUCAUUUGAAGUCUCACCGGUAGCAUCUAAGGAGAUAAAAGAACGAAGAAACAGAAUGAAGAAGUUAUCAUUAGGGAUGGAAGAAUCGGCGGAAGAUCCAAAACUCCCUAAAUCACAGUCUAGUGACAGCCAUCAAAAACCGGCUUUCUUUACCCACAGUUACGGUCCUGCUUCAAAUCCGACCAAGCGUCGGCCUAGUCACGGAAGUAUAUUUAAUUUCCACACAUCAAAUCGAGAUUCGAAAGCUGAAUAUGGCGAGGAUGACUCUAGCAGUACUGGGGAGGCUGAGACACAGCGUGGCUCGCUUCUGGCUUCACGAAUAGGGAGGCGGUCAAGUAUCCAGAGUCAAGUCAGCUACAGUUCCCGCCCAGCUACUCCAAGCUACAUGUUGCCCAGCAGAUGGAACCCUGGAGAUGAUUACACUGGAACCGUCUCAUUGAUGGGGAGCAGUGGAAUUAGACCACUCACUGAGCCUGUAUCAGGGGAAGGGCUCUUGCUGCCUCCACUUAUGGAAACACCCGACAAGGGAGAUCUGGCUGAGACACAGCGUGGCUCGCUUCUGGCUUCACGAAUAGGGAGGCGGUCAAGUAUCCAGAGUCAAGUCAGCUACAGUUCCCGCCCAGCUACUCCAAGCUACAUGUUGCCCAGCAGAUGGAACCCUGGAGAUGAUUACACUGGAACCGUCUCAUUGAUGGGGAGCAGUGGAAUUAGACCACUCACUGAGCCUGUAUCAGGGGAAGGGCUCUUGCUGCCUCCACUUAUGGAAACACCCGACAAGGGAGAUCUGACUCCUUCAUAUGAUGAAGCCCAGAAGAGAUUCCAAAAUCAGCGUCUGUCAGUGGAGCAUUAUCAUCACCCCCUUCAAAGACAGCGGGCGCCUAGUGCCGUCAGCAUCAUUACCAGCGUGCUGGAGGAACUUGAAGAGUCGAAUCAAAAGUGUCCUCCAUUCUUGAGGAAACUGGCGUUGAAGUUUCUUGUGUGGGACUGCUGCCCGCUGUGGUCAAAAAUAAAGAAGAAAGUGAGCUUUAUUGUCAUGGAUCCAUUUACUGACCUCAUUGUCACACUUUGCAUUGUGAUUAAUACUCUUUUCAUGGCAUUAGAACACUAUAAAAUGACUCCUCAGUUCGACUUUAUGCUUUCGAUAGGUAACAUGAUUUUCACAGGAAUUUUUACUGCGGAAGUCAUCCUGAAAAUCAUUGCAAUGGAUCCCUAUAACUAUUUCCAGCAAGGCCCCAAUAUCUUUGACAGUAUCAUUGUCUUUAUAAGCAUCAUUGAACUCAGCAUGCCCACCGAGACUAAAGAAGACGGCAAGGGGAAAAAAGGAAAGAAAGGAAACUUUACCGUUUUACGGACCUUGAGGCUGAUGCGAGUCUUCAAAUUGGCAAAGUCUUGGCCAACCUUAAACACUCUUAUUAAAAUCAUUUUAAACUCAGUAGGCGCUCUGGGCAACCUGACCCUCGUGUUGGCCAUUAUCGUCUUUAUCUUUGCCGUAUUUGGAAUGCAGCUAUUUGGGCAAAGCUAUUCCAUGAAUUGCAAAAAGAUCGCCUCAAACUGCAAGCCACGGUGGCAUAUGCGAGAUUUUUUGCAUUCUUUCCUUAUUAUUUUCCGGAUUCUGUGCGGAGAAUGGAUCGAGACGAUGUGGGACUGCAUGGUGGUGGCAGACAUGUCCAUGUGUCUCCUUGUUUUCUUGCUCGUUAUGGUGAUUGGAAAUCUUGUGGUUCUCAACUUGUUCAUUGCCCUGCUGCUAAACUCCUUCAGUGCAGACAGCCUCACCCAGCUUCCAGAAGAUGACAGGGAUGCUAACAACCUGAAGAUCGCCUGUGCUCGGAUACACAAAGGGCUUCACGGAGCAAAACAGAGGGUGCUGGCAUUUUGUUUCAAAGUAUUUAGUUAUAAGAAAAAAACAGCCCAAAAGAAAAUCAAAUGCGAUGCCGAGAAAAAUGGUUUGGAACCUGGGAAAGAGGGUCACCAUUCCAAAGAAAGUUACAGCAAUACGGAGAAGGAGAAGCAUGGAGAAGAAUGCUCGGUUAAUAUGCUGGAUGAUUUCAUUACCAAUCCUAGUGUGUUUAUCUGUGUUCCUAUUGCCGAUGCUGAGUCAGAUAGCGAGAGUUCUGAAGGGGCUCACGAUAAGCAGAUCCCAUUUGUGGAGACGGACCAUACUAAGCAGCAGGAGAACCAGCUCCGACUGAGAGGAGAACGCACCAAGAACUCUGAGGAAUGGAAGCGAACAUCUGAAACCAGCUCUCCUGGGGAGUUUAGUGCACAGUGGAAAGCUCGAUCUCCAUCACCGGGAGGAAAAGAGGUUGAUCUUAGCAGCUGCUCAGAAGGCAGUACUGUGGACAUACAUGACCCUGAUGAAUACCUGAAGCAUGUUCCUGAACUUGCUGAGGAUAUAAUGGAGCCAGAUGAUUGUUUCCCAAGAAGAUUUACUCGCCAUUAUCCUCGAUGUUCCGUGAAUACUGCUAAAUUUCCUGGCAGAACAUGCUGGAAUCUGAGAAAGACAUGCUACCGAAUUGUAGAACACAACUGGUUUGAAAGCUUCAUUGUAUUUAUGAUUCUGCUGAGUAGUGGGGCUCUGGCAUUUGAAGAUAUUCACUUGAACGGAAGGCCAACCAUUAAAAUUAUGCUGGAAUAUGCGGACAAAAUAUUCACUUAUAUCUUUGUCCUGGAGAUGCUGCUGAAAUGGGUGGCUUAUGGAUUCCACAAAUAUUUCACGAAUGUUUGGUGCUGGCUUGAUUUCCUCAUUGUAGACGUCUCUUUAAUCACACUGGUAGUAAGUCUUGUUGGGAUAUCUGACAUAGGCCCCAUGAAAUCUCUCCGAACCCUACGAGCUUUGAGGCCAUUACGGGCCCUGUCACGAUUUGAAGGGAUGAGGGUGGUGGUCAAUGCCUUGAUAGGGGCCAUCCCUUCUAUCAUGAAUGUUCUUCUCGUCUGCCUCAUUUUUUGGCUCAUCUUCAGCAUUAUGGGAGUUGGCUUGUUUGCGGGAAAGUUUGGAAAAUGCAUUAACCUGACGACAUCAAGCUCUGAGACAAGUGAAAUUGUGAAGAACAUGUCAGACUGUGCGGUGUACAAUAACAGUAGAUUAUACUGGGUAAACGUUAAAGUGAAUUUCGAUAAUGUCGGUGCUGGUUAUCUGGCGCUACUUCAAGUGGCCACGUUCAAAGGUUGGAUGGAUAUAAUGUAUGCCGCAGUAGAUUCAGUAGAUAUAGAAGAGCAGCCCAAAUGGGAGAACAACAAAUAUAUGUACCUCUAUUUUGUGAUUUUUAUUAUCUUUGGAUCUUUCUUCACUCUAAAUCUUUUUGUCGGUGUCAUCAUUGAUAAUUUUAAUCAACAAAAGAAAAAGAUAAGCGGAGAGGACAUCUUCAUGACAGAAGAACAGAAAAAAUACUAUAAUGCUAUGAAAAAACUGGGUUCCAAGAAACCUCAAAAACCCAUCCCAAGACCACUGAAUAAAUAUCAAGGAUUCAUAUUUGAUUUAGUAACUCACCAGGCUUUUGAUAUUGUUGUCAUGAUCCUCAUCUGUCUUAAUAUGAUUGCUAUGAUGGUGGAGACAGAUGACCAAUCCCCGGAGAAGACAAGCGUUCUUAACAAAAUCAAUAUCCUCUUCAUCACCCUCUUCACUAUUGAGUGUGUCCUCAAGAUGGUGGCUUUGAGAUACUAUUACUUCACCAAUGGAUGGAACGUUUUUGAUCUGGUUGUUGUGAUCAUGUCCAUUGUUGGCAAUGUGCUGUCUGGCAUUGUGGUUUUUUUCUCACCUACCCUCUUCCGGAUGAUCCGCUUGGUAAGGAUCGGGCGAAUACUCAGGCUCAUCCGAUCUGCGAGAGGAAUCCGGACUCUGCUUUUUGCCUUGAUGAUGUCUCUCCCUGCUUUGUUCAACAUCGGCCUCUUGCUUUUCCUGGUCAUGUUUAUCUAUGCCAUUUUUGGAAUGGCCAACUUCGCCUAUGUCAUAAAGGAAGCCGGGAUUGACGACAUGUUCAACUUUGAGACCUUUGGCAACAGCAUGCUCUGCCUCUUCGAAAUCACCACGUCAGCUGGCUGGGAUGGCCUCCUCAGCCCCAUUUUAAAUACCGGGCCACCAUUCUGUGACCCAAACCUUCGUGUCCCAUCAACUUUCUCUAAGGGGAACUGCGGGAACCCUGCAAUAGGCAUGAUCUUCUUUGUUACUUACAUCAUUAUAUCCUUUCUCAUCGUUGUGAACAUGUACAUUGCAGUCAUUUUGGAGAAUUUCAACGUUGCCACGGAAGAGAGCACUGAACCUUUAGGUGAUGAUGAUUUUGAAAUGUUCUAUGAAGUCUGGGAGAAGUUUGAUCCUCUAGCAACCCAGUUCAUCGCGCACUCUAAGCUUUCUGACUUUGCAAAUGCUCUAGCGGAGCCCUUACGCAUACCUAAGCCAAACAUACUUGAAAUUACAGCCAUGGAUCUUCCCUUGGUGAGUGGGGACAGGAUCCACUGCCUGGAUAUUCUCUUUGCUUUCACCAAGAGGGUGCUUGGGGACUCUGGAGAUAUGGAUAUGCUUAAGGUACAAAUGGAGGAAAAAUUUAUGGCCGCCAACCCGUCCAAGGCUUCAUAUGAACCAAUCAACACCACCCUUAAACGGAAGCACGAGGAGGCAGCGGCUACUUAUAUCCAGAGGGCCUUUCGGAGUCAUUUGCUUCAACGCUCCAUGAAGCAGGCCUCUUUCUUACACCGCCACAAAACCAGCGAUGGGGAUAUUCUUGAAGAAGAUGCUCCAGAAAAAGAAGGCCUUAUUGCCAUUUUCAUGAAUGACAAGUAUAUUGAACACCCCAACAAAUCCAGUACAGCAUCCUUAGAAUCCAUUCCUCCUUCUUACCACAGUGUUACCGGCUCUCUUAAUGGUGGCUCAGAAGGGGAAACAGCUGAGUCUUCUAAAAGCAAUAAAUCCAAGAAUGAUCGGCUAGGUCCAGACAACAAACAAGGGAUCUGAUACGUAGAUGUCUGUCUGUCUGUCAUUUAGGUCACAUUAAAAUGAAGAUGCCGUGCAACAGAAUCACAAAGCAACAGCUGUCUUAUUAAGCAAAAAACUGAAAAGAAAAUCUGAGGAGACCCUGAAAAAAUAUGACCAUUUUUUGAUCAUACAGCCUUAGAAAGGUCUCU